Protopolystoma xenopodis is the source of this 1239-nucleotide messenger RNA. Lineage: Eukaryota; Metazoa; Platyhelminthes; Monogenea; Polystomatidea; Polystomatidae. The record is from the annotation of a GenBank genome assembly.
AUGUCGCCUCCAUCUGCCAUGACAAGCCAGCCACAUGCACUCACUUUCCAGCCGAAUACCAGCGGCGUCCUUGGAGUCUCCACUGCUAGUGGGCCAAGCAAUAGCCUUAUUGUCCAGGUCCCCUCCAGCCAUACGAGUCAUCAACCAACCGGAUCCGAUACCACUAGUGUUCAGCAAAAUCAACAACAGCAGCAGCUUCAAAUGCACUUACAGGCGGCCGUCCAACACUUGGUACAGCAUCAACAACAACAACAGCAUCGUCAGACAUCUGUAGUCGACCAACUGAAUCAGACAAGCCUUCAUUCAAGUCAUUUGCAACAACAACAGCAAUCCCUUCAACAGCAACAAUUUUUGAUCCAACCUCAGGUGCAUGAGGCCCAUCAUCUGCAAGCCCUUACCCCGUCUAUUGUUCCUGGACAGCAUGUCCAUCUUAAUUCAUCCACGGGUAUGCUUGUUGGAGGAAUUGUGUGUAGCGCUAAUUCAACGACAGUUACCGCUUCGGUGAGUGAAGCUGUGGCUGCCGGUGAGGUUGGCCGUGUUAGUGGCGAUUCAUAUCUACAAACAACAGAACCAAGCCAUAUGGCGCAUUCACUACAAGCCACAGACCAUCAACUUCAACAGCAGCAGAUUACCGCUGUGCAGAUCCAUCAUCCAGGGCCACAUCAACAUCAAUUUUCACAGCAGCAUCAAUCCCAUCAACUUCCACACCAGCAGCAGCAGCAAUUUCUGCAACUGCAACAGCAACAGCAGCAAUCACAGUUGCUGCAGCAGUCAGUUGCUACAACUGAUUCCCGAAAUGCUCAAAUUGCUUUCACUGAUUUGGCUUCAAUAUUAAAUCACCAACAACAGCAGCUACAAUUGCAGCAAUUUCAACAACAGCAGCAUCAAUCUCAUAUACAAAUUCAAAAACACCAUUCGGACCAACAGCAGCUUUUUCAGCAGCAGCAACAACAACAACUUGAUAUCCAGGCCCAGCAACUUCCAGCACAGACUGAAGCCCAGAAGAUUCAACUGCAUGCCCAAACUCAAUACCAACAGCCUCAUCAGUCCCAGCAACAACGGUACGUUGGUUUUAACGCCUUACCCCAAUUCAACCAACAAUUAUAUCACCAGUCAACGCUCCAACAACGGCCACCACAACAGCAGCCACAGCCUCAGUUAAGGCCUCAGCUUCGUCAAUAUUAUGUAAGUAUACUUAUAUAUAUAUAUAACCAAAACGAAAUUAAGGGGAUAAAAUAG